AUGUUCGGGCUCACGUUUUCGCGCUGGUACCUGUUCGGCGCUGCCUUCGUCGUGCAGUUCUGCAUCGGCUGCAUCUACGCCUGGUCGGUGCUCAACCACCCCAUCGACUUGGCCGUCUACGGCGAUGCCAAGAAGGGUCGUGCUGUGAACGCCUUCUACAUUGCCAUCGGUGUCUUCGGCGCCGCCACGUCCACCCUGGGCCCCACUAUCGAGCGCAAGGGCCCUAGGUGGGGCGUCUUCAUUGGAACGGUGCUGUACAUGAUCGGCCACAUCGUCACGGCGCUCGGCUGCCACUACAAGUCCAUUACUUGGAUCUACAUCGGCUACGGCGUCAUCACUGCCAUCGGUAUGGGCAUGUGCUACAUUUCGCCCGUGUCGACGCUGCAGAAGUGGUUCCCCGACUACCGCGGCACUGCCGCUGGCUUCGCCGUUGCCGGAUACGGUGCUGGCUCCAUCGUGUGGAGCAAGGUGUACCUGCCUACGAUUGAUGCCGUCGGCCUUGCGUGGAUGUUCGUCCUGCUCGGUGCUAUCAUGAGUGUAGCUAUGUUUGCUUCGGCCCUGGUCCUCCGCGUGCCGCCGGCAGACUUCACCGUCAACGGUCUUAACAUCCACGGUGACCGUGUGGACGAGAGCGAGGCUCUGGAGGAGAAGCUUGACGACGCCUACAAGGCGGUGCAGACGCCGAAGGACGAGGACGUCGUGGAGAAGUCGCCGAUCAAGCAGCUGACCCUGAAGCAGGCCAUAUUGACGCCCGACUACAUCUUCAUGUACAUCAUGUUCUUCGCGAACCAGCUCUUCGGUGUCAUCGUGCUGUCCCGCCUUUCAGGCAUGUGCACGGAUAUCUUCAACAAGAGCGCCGGCACGGCUUCCGACAUCGUGUCCAUCAACAGUGCGUUCAACUGCUGCGGUCGCCUCGCCUUCCCGGCCAUUUCGGACUUCCUCGUCCGCUACCUCAAGGUUGAGAAGACGUUUGCGCGCAAGGUGUUGUACUACUUCACCCUCGGUGCCCAGGUUAUCGUUCUGGGCUCGUUGCCCACGGUCAUCCGACACAACAGCUACACGGUCUUCGUGAUCGAGAUCUUCGUGCUCACGUGCAGCUACGGUGGAGGCUUCGGCACCAUCCCCGCUUUCGUGACGGACAUGUUCGGCGCCUACAACAUCGGCCCGAUGCACGGCAUCAUCCUGACGGCCAUGGCUAUCGGUGGUGUUGCGGGUGGUCUUAGCUUCAACCACUUUUUCAACAGCAAGGUGGCCGACGGCAUGUCUAUCGGUGAGGCGUACAUCGACAACAUCCAGGUCAUCUUCGUGAUCGUCUGCAUCGGUUUCCUGGUGCUCUUCCUCGUGCGCACGAACGCCAAGGACCGUUUCGAGCCGGGAUACCACUACUCGCUGUGCGGCAAGCGCGUCAUCAGCAUUCCUCCCAAGGAGAAGGAUGUGAUGAAGCAGCAGGAGGCUGAAGCUGAGGCCGCGGCCGACAAGCUGCCCGAAACCGCUGUCUAA
Molecule: messenger RNA, 1500 nt
Organism: Phytophthora sojae
Lineage: Eukaryota; Oomycota; Peronosporomycetes; Peronosporales; Peronosporaceae
Exons: 1
Coding region: 1-1500 (499 amino acids)
Biological process (GO): transmembrane transport
Molecular function (GO): transmembrane transporter activity
Source: RefSeq, a predicted model, not a curated record